GUAACGUUUUUAACUUGCAGUUGUCACUCAAGUUAUUCGAUGUCAUUCCAACUAUAUUCUGAUGACAUCGAACAAUUCUAAGUGAAGACAGUUUAUAGAAUGAAUAAAUAACAAUCAAUUUUAUAUUUACAAGUUUUGAGUUAUGUAGAAUUUUUAAUUCCAUCAAGUGAUGACGUAGCAGAAAGCAAAGUUCAGCGAGCAGCAAGGGAAAGUGUGCAACGCAGUUUUCAUUUCUGUGUGAAAAAGUAUGCAACAUUGUCCAGACGUAUGUUCUUAUGCAGCGACCUCUUAGAAAGCCCAGGUUGUGAGAAUUAUUUUGCCCCAAUUGUGGUGUUUCUAGCAUUUUUCGAUUUAAAGUUAUCAUUAGUUGAAGCAGAGUGGGUUUUGGAGCGGAUCAAAAUAUUUCCUACAUGAGCAGCUCGGAGCACCAGCCCCAAACAACAGUACGAGAGAGGACACAGUCACAGCCAUAGCCCGAUCUCGUUAAGGAAUAUGCUUAACUUAACCGAAUAUUUUACUCUAAAUACCUCGGAUCCAUGGUGAAGAGAAAGAAGAUAGCAUCCGCUCCAGAGGAACACCAAAAUGGGAUGACAGUAAAGCUGGGGGAAGGCAGUGGGGAUGAAGGGGUGAAACAAUGGAGCAAAAAGCUUGAAGGUUGCGGGGAAGAGGAGAGCGCCGAGCCGGGGAACGAAGAGAGCAGCCACAGCACAAAGAAAGACGGAGAGGAUAAUCUUAAUCCAUCACCAGCGACUUCAUCCAGUUUGACACCAGCAUCAUUCCCAUCACCUUCCUCGUCCCUGUCACCGUCCUGCUCGAACCUGCAGCUACAACAGAGCCAGGACCAGCAUCACUUCCUAAGGUCCAGCGUCCGACCACCGAGCAAGCGACUUAGGAAGGAUUCCAUUGCCUCUGUUAAUGGCCAUAGCAGUGCCAGGGGGAAAGGAGCUGAGAAUGGGGCUGCUAUCCUGGCAGGGUGUGGCCCUCCUGGGGUCUCAGUGGGAACCUCGAAGGCGGCUCCUCGGAGCCUGGGAUCCGCUGACAAGGAGGAGGGGAACAAGAAGAAGGUGCGACGGCAGUGGGAGUCCUGGAGUGCAGAGGACAAGAACUCCUUCUUUGAGGGGCUCUAUGAGCAUGGCAAGGAUUUUGAAGCCAUUCAAAAUAACAUUGCACUGAAGUACAAGAAGAAAGGCAAACCAGCCAGCAUGGUCAAGAACAAGGAGCAGGUUCGACACUUCUACUACCGCACCUGGCACAAGAUCUCAAAAUACAUCGACUUCAAUAACGUGUUCUCUCGUGGGCUGAAGAAGUCGUCUCAGGAGCUGUACGGAUUGAUCUGCUAUGCAGAGCUCAGAAAGAAGAUUGGGGGCUGUAUGGAUGAUAAGAACGCAGCUAAACUCAAUGAGCUCAUUCAGAUUGGGGCAACCACAGUCCGUUACAAGGGCAGGAAUUUGAGGAUUAAGGCCCCCAUGUGUCGGGCACUCAAGAAGCUGUGUGACCCUGAUGGUGCGUAUACGGGGGUCAGUGACGAGGAGGACCAGAAGCCUGUGAGACUGCCCUUGAGGGUGCCUGUAGAGCUGCAGCCGCGCAGUAACCGCUCCUGGGCGCGAGUGCAGAGUCUGGCACACAACCCACGCCUCCGGAUGGUGGUGGAGCUCCACAGGAAGGUGUCCAGUCUCAUUGAGUUUCUCAAGCAGAAGUGGGCAGUCCAGGAAAACCACAUUCGGAAGACCCUAGAGGAGCGCCAGGUGCAAGACGGCUCCCCAAGGCUCCCUUCCAUUGAGAAGGAGGAUCUAUACCUCUACCCCACCGAAAACUGCACCCUGACAGCCCUCCCGGACGUGGCCCGUGUCGUCCACUCCAAAGCCUUCUGCACCGUGCACUGGCAGGAAAGUGGUAAGUGCCGGCCAAGCGCAAAGGAGCUCCCCCCUGCGCAGAUCCUGGGGAUCCACAGGGCCCCCAAGGGGCCGAGUCGAGCAAGGACAGACCCCCGCCAGGGGGAGCUGGAGCUGGGGGGAGCUGAGGAAGGGAGCAGUAGGGGGCGGCACAGUUCCCCGAGUGACAGGACUGGAGAGCCGAUCUCCCCUCCCAGAGUGAGCAAGGAGGAUGCACUUUCAACAGACCAGCAGGGGGAGCAGCGGAGCUGUGUGUGUGGAGGAAUGGAUGUAGAGGAGCUGUCUCUGUUGGACCCUUUCCCCCGGUACAUGAGAUCCUGCCAAGACCUGGUCGUGCCGGAUAGCUGCCUCUGUUCCCAAGAGCACUUGUCAGCAGGGAAGGAGGGGGCCGGACCCCAAGACCCUGCCAGGAACACAGCGGCAGAAUAUGUGGAGGAGCAGUCUGCCGCCCCCAGCAGUGAGGGGGUGUCCUGCGAGUCGCCCGCGACAGACUCUUGCACUAGAGAAGAGGGGGCUGCAGAGAGCUGUGCAGUAAAGGAUGACGGGGGGUUACUUCAGCAGAUCCGCCAGGAAGGCUGGAGCAGUCGCGGCUCGGAGAACGUCACGCUGGCCCAACUCUAUCUCAUGCUGGGAAAGCCAGGGAAGCUGCAGCUGGAAUAUGACUGGAUUCCAGUCCACAAGGGCGCCAGCACAGACCAUCACACACAGAGAAUGCUCAAGUGUCUGCUGAGGCUGGUCUCUAGCGAGGUGAACCCUAAGCCGGUCCCGGAGUUGAGUUCCACUUCUCCCCAGAAGUCUGUCCCUGAGGAGCAGUCCUUCACGCCGCCGGGGAAGGCCCUGAUUCUCGGCGCUCGCAGUCCCAGCUGCGGGCGAAACCAGGCAGCUGUGCGGGGCAGCAAAACCUUUUCCCCCACUGCGGGGUCCCCAGGUGUGCGGAACCUGCCCCGGUCUCUGGUGGUUCCAGGCAGCACUGGCACAGGCAGUGGAGAUGUGGACAGCGGCGUGUUUGCGGUCCCCACCACACUGCCUCCCAACAGCCGGCACGGCAAGAUGUUCUCCCCCAACAAAGAGGCCGAGCUGGCUUUCAGGCAGCAGCUGGACUCCAUCAGCAUGCAGUCAGACAUCUUUCUACCCAAACAGAGGAAGUUCAGGAAUCGUCACCUCCGCAAACCCUUGGUGGUACAGAGAACUCUGCUCCCCAGGACGACUGGAGACCCCUCCCAGCAUGUGUGCUCCUUCUCCAUCCUCUCCAACUCUUCUGCCACAGGCACGGGUUCAUUCCGUCCCAUCCAGCCCCCUCUGUCCAAAGCAGCUGUGUCCUGCCCCCUCUCCUCUCACGGCGCUGCUGCACCAUGUUCCCACCAGCUCUCCAGUGCAAUCGAUUUGGCAGCUAAGUCCGCAGGCAUCAUCCCCAGAAGCGAUGGUCCUCCACUGUCACCAGGCACCAUCACCAUGGAGACAGGGCCAGAGCCAUCACCAGGCACCAUCACUGUGGAGACAAGCCCAGAGCUAUCACCAGGCACUAUCACCAUGGAGACAGGGCCAGAGAUAUCACCAGGCACUAUCACCAUGGAGACAGGGCCAGAGCUAUCACCAGGCACCGUCACCAUGGAGACAGGGCCAGAGUUGCCAGAACAGAACAAAGCUGAUCUCAGCCCAUUGGAGUCCACACUGCACAACGGGCCUGUGCCCAGCUCUCGCCUGUCUCCUCCCAACGUCUCAUCACUGCUGGACAUCUCCUUGCCAGGACCCCCAGAGGAUUUGCUGUCACAGGGGGAGCCGGCCACACACAUCAGCGACUCCAUCAUUGAACUGGCGAUUAACUCUGCACAGUAUGCAAAACUGAAUGGCAGUGACAGCUCCAAGAGUCUGCCCUCUCCCUCCAGCAGCCCCCAGAGGAGCUGGAUCGCCUCCCCCACCCACGACCCCCAGUGGUACCCCAGUGACUCCAGCGACUCCUCUCUGGGCUACUUGCUGUCAAGCCUGAUCUCUCCUGAUAAAGGUCGCAAGAUGCUGUUGGCCUCGUCGGGACACUCCAGCGGGACCUCUCUGCUGGGCCCCAGCCUGCUGGACGGGAGCUCCCGUGACUCCUUCGUUUCACGCUCGCUGGCAGACGUGGGAGAGAUGGACUCUCAGCUCGCAUGCAUGAUGAGUGAGAGCAGCGUGGACUACAUUGCUCGCUUCAACGACCUUGCACAGGAACUGUCCGUCUCAGAGACCCCUCCCCCACCCUUGCGCAGGGAGGAGCUGUCUGUCACAGAGCCCCUGCGCAGGGAGGAGCUGUCCGUCACAGAGCCCCCUCCUCCGCCCCUGUGCAGGAGCUGAUAGAUCUUAAAACUGUCAGGUCGGGUCUUAAAGGAUCCCACUGACGCAUCAACAUGACUUGGUAGCCCAUUCCAUACCCUCACCACUCUGCGUGUGAAGAAACAUCUCCUACCCUUUGUCUUGUAUCUCCAUUUAAUUUCCAACUGUCCUCUGGUCCUGGUUUCUGUGCUGUGCUUAAAGUAUUGAUUAAAGUUCAUUUCAGUUUU
Acipenser ruthenus (sterlet) is the source of this 4423-nucleotide messenger RNA. Its product is annotated as protein cramped-like. The coding region runs from base 537 to 4217 and encodes 1226 amino acids. Gene Ontology annotation, cellular component: nucleus. Lineage: Eukaryota; Metazoa; Chordata; Actinopteri; Acipenseriformes; Acipenseridae. Gene Ontology annotation, biological process: pattern specification process. Gene Ontology annotation, molecular function: chromatin binding. The transcript is spliced from 21 exons. The record is from RefSeq and is a predicted model, not a curated record.